AUGACUCUAAAUAAAACAGAGCAACAAGCUUCUAACGAACUCUCCAGUAAAGACGAGAGUAGAUACUACGUUGCUCCUGAAGUAUUACGAGGGGAAAGCUACGGGAAAGAAAUCGAUGUUUGGAGCGCAGGUGUUAUAUUAUACCUCCUACUCUGUGGCAAACACCCAUUUGAGACUGAAGAUGAGAUUAGGCAAGGAAAGUUGAGUUUGGAGAGUCAACCAUGGCCUUGUAUAUCCUUGAGUGCCAAAGACCUUAUCAAGAAGAUGCUCACCAAAGAUCCAAAGAAACGAAUCUCUGCAUCAGAUGUUCUAGAACAUCCUUGGAUCAAAUACGAAGCUCCAAAUAAGCCUAUUGACGAUGCUCGCGUAUUGCUUAUGAAGCAAUUCGGAGAUAUGAACAAGCUUAAGAAGCUAGCUUUCAAGGUUAUCGCAGAGGGUCUUGCGGAAGAGGAAACCAAAGACCUCAAAACAUGGUUUAAGGAUAUGGAUACUGACCGAACCGGGUCAAUUACUUACGGAGAACUCAGAACCGGGAUGACUACACUCUCUAUGAGUGAAGCUAAGCAACUCAUGGAAGCCGCUGAUCUUGAUGGCAAUGGAAGGUUGGACAUAGACGAGUUUAUCGCAGCGACGAUGGAGAGACACAUUUUGGUUAAAGAUGAAAAUUUGCACAAAGCAUUCCAAUACUUUGAUAAAGACAAUACCGGGUACAUAUUGGAGAGGGCUGGGGCCAUGAAGGAGUAUGGUAUGAGAGAUGAAGCUAAUGUCAAAGAAAUUAUAUCAGAUAAUGAUGGAAGAAUAGACUAUGGGGGAUUUUGUGCGAUGAUGAGAAAACACAAAUUGCUGCCACAAGGGAAGCUUCUUGGAAUCCAUUAA
Thlaspi arvense is the source of this 876-nucleotide messenger RNA. NCBI's taxonomy places the organism in Eukaryota, Viridiplantae, Streptophyta, Magnoliopsida, Brassicales, Brassicaceae. The record is from the annotation of a GenBank genome assembly.